UUCAUACAACACUAAAAAAUUUCUUUUUUAAAUUGAGUUGUCAAAAGAAAUGGCGGCUUUGCUGUUAGAAUAUCGAAAUUAUUAAAUAAUUAACUGAAUAACAAUCCAAAAUGCAUAUAAAACAGGUCAUUAUUCAGGGUUUCAAGAGUUAUCGUGAACAAAUUGUAGUUGAACCUUUCGACAAAAGACACAAUGUGGUAGUGGGUCGUAACGGAUCUGGAAAAAGUAACUUCUUCUUCGCUAUACAGUUUGUGUUGAGCGAUGAGUUCUCACAUCUGCGGCCGGAGCAGCGGCUGGCCCUCCUCCACGAGGGGACCGGGCCUCGGGUCAUAUCGGCCUUUGUGGAAAUCAUAUUCGACAACUCAGACAACAGAAUACCAAUAGAGAAAGAUGAGAUCUUUCUCCGGAGAGUUAUUGGAUCAAAGAAGGAUCAGUUCUUCCUCAACAAGAAGGUUGUACCAAGAUCGGAAGUCCUCAAUCUGCUUGAGAGUGCCGGCCUGUCCAAUUCCAACCCUUACUACAUUGUCAAACAGGGAAAGAUCAACCAAAUGGCGAUCGCUCCGGACUCCCAGCGGCUGAAGCUACUACGAGAGGUGGCGGGAACCCGGGUGUACGACGAGCGACGCGAGGAGUCUGUCACUAUACUGAAGGAGACUGUUGGGAAGGUGGAGAAAAUCAACGAGUUCCUCCAGACCAUAGAGGAGCGGCUGAAGACACUAGAGGAAGAGAAGGAAGAGUUGAAGGAGUAUCAGAAGUGGGACCGCGCGCGGCGCGUGCUUGAGUUCAUUAUACACGAUACCGAGCACAGGGAGAAUAAGAGGAAACUUGACGAGCUAGAGAAGAUGCGCGCCAACAGCGGCAAGGAGCAGCAGCACUACGCGGACAUGGUGCGCGAGGCGCAGGACCACGUGCGCGAGGCCAACAGAAAACUGAAAGAGGCAAGGAAAGACGUGGCGGCGGCUCGAGAGGAGAAGGACAUCCUGUCCACGGAACAACAGCAGCUGUUGAGAGAGAAGACCAAGUUGGAACUCGGGAUCAAGGAUCUUACUGACGAUGUGGACGGGGAUAAUAAGUCUAAGGAAAGAGCAGAGGCAGAGCUCGACCGUCUCCGCCAGCAGAUCUCCGAGAAAGAACGCGAGCUCGAAGAGUUGAAGCCGAAGUACGAAGAGAUGAAGUCUCGUGAGGAAGAAUGUACUCGGGCAUUAGCACUGAACCACCAGAAGAGGCAGGAGUUGUAUGCGAAGCAGGGACGAGGGACACAGUUCACUUCCAAGCAGGAUAGGGAUCGGUGGAUUGAGAAGGAACUCAAGUCGCUAAACAAGCAGAUAAAAGACAAGAAAGACCACGAGACAAAACUCCGCGAUGACUUGAAGCGAGACGCCUCUAAACUGACGGAGCUCGAGAAGAGAAUAGAAGAGACUACAUUAGAGAUGGAGAGACAGAGAGUCGCUAUCGAUGAACACAACAAGCAGUAUUACGAGUGCAAAAAGAAGAAAGACCAGGAGCAGAGCGCUAGGAAUGAACUGUGGCGUAAGGAGACCUCGCUGACACAAAACUUGUCCUCCCUGAAGGAAGAUCUGGCCAAGGCCGACCAAGCACUUCGCUCCAUGGCCGGAAAGCCUAUCCUGAACGGGCGCGACAGUGUGCGCAAAGUGCUAGAGACGUUCCAAGAGCGCGGCGGCGACUGGGGCAAGAUCGCCACGCAGUACUACGGACCUGUGAUUGAGAACUUCACGUGCGACAAGACCAUCUAUACCGCUGUCGAGGUAACAGCCGGCAACCGUCUCUUCCAUCACAUAGUGGAAUCAGACACAGUAGGCACCAAGAUCCUGAAGGAGAUGAACCGACAGAGCCUGCCCGGCGAGGUCACCUUCAUGCCGCUCAACCGACUGCAAGUCAGGGACAUGGUGUAUCCUAAUGACAAUAACGCAAUAGCCAUGGUACAGAAGCUCAAAUACGACCAGAAGUACGCUAAAGCUAUGAAGUACAUAUUCGGCAAGACGCUCAUCUGCCGGAACCUGGAGUGCGCCACGGAGCUGGGCAAGCAGUUCCACCUCGACUGCGUCACGUUGGAGGGUGAUCAGGUAUCCUCAAAAGGUUCGCUGACCGGUGGUUACUUCAACCAGUCGCGGUCUCGUCUAGAAAUGCAGAAGACCCGUUCAGAACUGAUGGAACAAAUGACGACACUGGAGAAGGAACUCAACACGUUACGACAAGAGCUGAACAAGACUGAGACGAGCAUAAAUAGCAUCGUGUCUGAGAUGCAGAGGACUGAGACGAAACAGGGGAAAGCUAAGGACAUAUUCGACAAAGUGAAAGCGGACAUCAGACUGAUGAAAGAGGAGCUCGCCUCAAUAGAACGCUUCCGCGGUCCCAAGGAGAGGUCACUCGCGCAGUGCCGGUCCAGCCUCGAGGCCAUGCAGGCCACCAAGGAGGGGCUAGAGUCCGAGCUGCAUCAGGAACUAAUGGAGCAGCUAUCCAUGGCGGACCAAGGCAAGGUGGACGAGCUGAACGACGCGAUCCGCCGCCUCACGCAGGAGAACAAGGAGGCCUUCAGCGCCAGAAUGAACCUCGAGGCUACGAAGAACAAGCUGGAGAAUCUGUUGACUAAUAACCUUAUUCGGCGUAAAGACGAAUUAGUCCAAGCUCUGCAAGAGAUAUCCGUAGAAGAUCGCAAGCGUCGCCUCUCCAAUAGCAAGUCGGAGUUAGCGGCCGCUGAGAAACGCAUCAGGCAGAUUAACAAAGAACUAGAGGAAGUAGAGAAGAAAGUGCAAGCCGCCGUCAAGAAUGAGAAGGCUUUGAAGUUGGAGCUGGAUAAGUGGCGGAAUAAGGAAAAAGAAGCCCAAGACAAGAUGGAGGAAGACGCCAAGGGUCUCGAGAAGAUGGCGUCCAAAGAAGUGUUGCUCCAAGAGAAGAUCCAAGAGUCGCUGGAUAAGAUCGCGGCUCUGGGGACCCUGCCCAACGCGCCAGAGCUGCACUCUAAGUACCAGAAGAUGUCGCUUAAACAGCUUUUCAAAGAGUUGGAGAAGGCCAAUCAGCACUUGAAGAAGUACAACCACGUGAACAAGAAGGCCCUGGACCAGUUUAUCAGCUUCUCCGAACAGAAGGAGAAACUUUACAAGAGGAAGGAAGAACUAGAUGUGGGCGGCGAGAAAAUCCGCGAGCUAAUAGAAACGCUCGAACACCGCAAGCUCGAAGCGAUCCAGUUCACGUUCAAGCAAGUGAGCAAAAACUUCACGGAGGUGUUCAAGAAGCUGGCGCCGCAGGGCCGUGGCUCGCUCGUCAUGCGCGUUGCUGAUGAAGCUGCUGACAUUAACGCCGACCGCGCGAACUCCGACCAAUUCACGGGCGUCGGCAUCAAGGUCUCCUUCACCGGCGGCGAGGGCGACAUGCGCGAGAUGAACCAGCUGUCCGGCGGGCAGAAGUCGCUGGUGGCGCUCGCGCUCAUCUUCGCCAUACAGAAGUGCGACCCGGCGCCCUUCUACCUCUUCGACGAGAUCGACCAGGCUCUCGACGCGCAGCACCGUAAAGCUAUCGCCAACAUGAUCCACGAGCUAUCAUCAUCCGCUCAGUUCAUCACCACGACCUUCCGACCGGAGCUUCUGGAACACGCUCACAAGUUCUACGGAGUCAAGUUCAGGAACAAAGUGUCGCAUGUUGAAUGCGUCAGCCAAGAGGAGGCCAGGGACUUUGUGGAAGACAGCCAGACUCAUGGUUAGGGCUGGUAUUUUGGUGACUUCAAUACAGAGGGUCUAGUACAGGUUUCAUAGUUUGUCAAAAACUAUAGAAGUUUACGUUUUCUCGCAUACAAAGCGUCUCUAGCGGAAACUAUCAUGAAACUUUUGCCAGAUGAUGUAUGCAGAUGACAGGAGAAAACGUAAACUUUUUUCGUUUUCGUAAAUAGCAAAACUCGUACUAGAUGCUCAGACACCGCCUGAGCAUAGGAUUGGAGAUUGGGGCUCGGUUAGUUUUGUAAUUGACUUUAUAUUUUUAUUUAGUGAUUGUAUUUUUAUUUAUUUUAUACAAGACAUUUGUAAUGUUCGUUUCGAUUAUUCCCAACGGGCUUGGUUGGAUGAUUGACGUAAAUGAUAAAUUCUGGAUUUCGAAUCGCUUUCCAUUUGAUUAUUUUAUAUGAAAUUUAUGUUAGUCGUCCUAUUUUUAGAUUUUGCUACACUAUCUUGUUAGGUUGUAAGUGAUAGCUAUAAAAUAUGGUAGUUUUCAUUAUGUUCAUAUAUUUUGACGUGCUUUAUUGAAAACAACUGUUUUUUCAAGCCUAAAUAGAAAAAUAACCCUGUCACCCUUGCAUCACUACGUUAGUUUGAAAUAAUUGUUAUUUUAGUAUGUAAGUGAUGUUUGGGUGAGUAAAAUAUCUUGACUUAGUUACUAAAUAUUUUAACAGUAAGUUAUAUACUGUGUAAACUCCGUUCAGCGACUACAACAAGCUUCUAUAAAGUCAAAAUUACUUUGAUUGCUUUAUAUGGUAAAGCAAUGCGAAUAGCGCGUCACAACACUCACAACAUAGUAAAAUAAAAUUAUUGUCAAGUAGAAAAGAGCACUGUAUAUGGCUGUUGUUGUUUUUAUUGUAUUAACAGAUGUAUGUAGUUAGUAAAUUGUACUAGUAGUCACUGACCACUGUAUUAGAAAAAAUAUGCAUAUUGUGAUUUUCUUCUCUUUAUAAACCACUCUACAUAAUUACAAAUUUAGUAAGUAAUUUAAGUAGAUAAAAGCGCCGCUGUAUGGAGGUUACACUGUAUAAUAAAAGAUUCCCUUUUUAUUAAAAA
Plutella xylostella (diamondback moth) is the source of this 4781-nucleotide messenger RNA. RefSeq names its product structural maintenance of chromosomes 3 (gene SMC3). Gene Ontology annotation, cellular component: chromosome. Gene Ontology annotation, biological process: chromosome organization. Gene Ontology annotation, molecular function: ATP hydrolysis activity; protein binding; ATP binding. The record is from RefSeq and is a predicted model, not a curated record. NCBI's taxonomy places the organism in Eukaryota, Metazoa, Arthropoda, Insecta, Lepidoptera, Plutellidae.